This is a messenger RNA of Venustampulla echinocandica, 984 nucleotides long. RefSeq lists its product as uncharacterized. Lineage: Eukaryota; Fungi; Ascomycota; Leotiomycetes; Helotiales; Pleuroascaceae. The coding region runs from base 1 to 984 and encodes 327 amino acids. The transcript has a single exon. The record is from RefSeq and is a predicted model, not a curated record. Gene Ontology annotation, molecular function: 4-hydroxy-tetrahydrodipicolinate synthase activity.
AUGGCAUCCACCUCACCAGCAUCAUCACAGCGUCUCCCGCCUGGAAUCUACGCGCCAACACAAGUCUUCUUCCAUGAGCCAACCGAGGACUUGGAUCUGGACACCAUCGGCCGUCAUGCCGUCCGUCUCGCAAAAGCCGGAAUGGCUGGCAUCGUCACCAAUGGCUCCAACGGCGAAGCUGUCUACCUCACCUCCGCCGAGCGACACACCGUGACGGCCACUACCCGCCAGGCCCUCAACGCCGCCGGUUUCUCACACAUCCCUAUUAUCGUGGGCGCCUCAGACCAGUCCCUACGCGGCACUAUCCAGCUCUGCAAAGACGCGCAAGAUGCCGGCGGCGAUGCUGUCCUACUGCUUACCCCCAGCUUCUUCAAGUGGGCAAUGACGCCCGUUGCAAUCCUCGAAUUCUUCACGAAGGUCGCUGAUGCCUCUCCGCUACCAGUCAUCAUCUACAACUACCCCGGCGCGAUCUCGGGCAUCGACCUCGACUCCGAGACGCUGAUCGCCCUGGCGCAACACCCCAACAUCGUCGGCACCAAGUUCACAUGCGGCAACGUUGGCAAGCUGGCGCGCGUCGCGGGUGCGACUAAGAGCGUCUCGCCGAUUGCGAAGGGCGAGAGGUCUGACUAUAUGGCAUUUGCAGGCAUUGCCGAUUUCAUCACGCCCGCGCUGGCUGUGGGCGGGUCUGGAGCAAUCGUGGGCGCAGCGAAUGUGUUCCCCCGCGCGUGCGUAAACGUGUAUAACCUAUAUGUCGAGGGGAAGGAUGAGGAGGCCAGAGACGCGCAGGCGAGACUCGCGGUGGCAGAUUGGGCGUUGACGAAGAGGGCGAUUCCAGGGUUUAAGGCGAUAUUGCAGCACUUCGAGGGAUAUGGAGGUAGGCCGAGACAGCCGAUGCAGACGCUGAGUGAAGAGGGCGCGGCGGAGUUGAUGAAGGAGAUUGGGGAGAUGAUGCAGUUUGAGAAGAGCUUACCAGACGUUGCGUGA